Aureobasidium uvarum is the source of this 432-nucleotide messenger RNA. NCBI's taxonomy places the organism in Eukaryota, Fungi, Ascomycota, Dothideomycetes, Dothideales, Saccotheciaceae. The record is from the annotation of a GenBank genome assembly.
AUGCGCGCCGGUGAGGCCGUUCUCGAGUGUGUCUUCGAGGUCGAUGUCAACGGUAUCCUGAAGGUCACCGCCACCGAGAAGACCUCCGGCCGCAGCGCCAACAUCACCAUCUCCAACUCUGUCGGUAAGCUCAGCUCCGCUGAGAUCGACAAGAUGGUUGAGGAUGCCGCCAAGUUCAAGUCCUCCGACGAGGCCUUCACCAAGAAGUUCGAGUCCCGCCAGCAGCUCGAGUCCUACAUCUCCCGUGUCGAGGAGAUCGUCUCGGACCCCACUCUCUCGCUCAAGCUCAAGCGCAACCAGAAGGAGAAGAUCGAGUCUGCUCUCAGCGACGCCAUGGCCCAGCUCGAGAUCGAGGACUCCUCUGCCGACGACCUCAAGAAGAAGGAGUUGGCCCUCAAGCGUGUCGUUACCAAGGCCAUGUCCACCAGGUAA